CUGUCAACUUGUUUAUGUUGCUCUCGAUUUGAUGCCAAGCUGUGCAAGUCAUUGUUGAGGCUGUGGAGAGGAGGGUAAACACAGCAUAUAAUUUGGCUCUGUAUAUUUUUUAUUUAUUUCACAAGUUGGAGGUGCAAAAAAGCGUGCAACGAGAGUGACCUUAAAAAUGAUGGGGAUGGACAACCAACUUGAUGAUAAAGUAAUGAAAUACAACAAUUUGAAGACUUAUAUUUUUUGCUGGCAAAAGUGUGCUGAGAAAAUUAAACGAGUCCUACAAUUCCUAUGGCAUGCUUACUCCACUCCUACUCCAAAUAACUGGAAGGAACUGCUCGUCCUUUUCCUGUCAUGCUUGAGCAUAUGCGCCAUCAUCAGUGGCCUCCUUCACAACUGGAUGUUUUCAUCUCUGAAGUACGGGAUGUACAUAAGCUGGAUCAUAACCAAAAUGUUUGCAAUCAUUAUGUUCCUGCUUCUCUUCAUAGUUCACCCCAUGCGCUGUGUAUUUACUAUUGUAAUCCCCACGUUAGGCACAAAACAAGGACGCGAUCUCCUCCUUUCCACUUGCUUCAUGCUUGUGGCCGUCAACAAUAUCCCCAAUAUGAUGGGUAACAUCAAGAUGGUUCUCAAGCUCCUUCAAUGCGUUGCAGUGACCUCGAUCGAUAGCCUUGUGAACUCAACAAAACAAGUAGAGGACAUGAAAGAUGCACUGGUUAGGGAACUAAUAAAUGUGCAAAAAUUUGUGGAGAACAAGUUAGCUCAAUCGAAACAGAAAUGGGAAUUUAAUUCAGAUUUCAAUCAGUCGUCAUUGAAGAACCACCUGCAAACAAUCGGCAACGAAAUCCAGAGUAAUAUUUCAAUAUUUCAGACUUUACUCAGCGAGAUCACACUGCACACCAACAGAGCACUUGCUGCCUUUGUUUUCUUUUAUUUGGCCAUCAGCUCAAUUCGGUAUCUCAAGGGCUACCUGACAAAUCUGGAGUUUGACAAUGUGUACAUUACUGGCAAGUUAACACAGCUGCUGCCAGCAAAGAAGGGGAAGCCCAUGCUGAAACGAAACGCGAGCAAAACGUUAAUCAAAUCCACAGGGUUAAAAAUGUCAUCAGAUGAAGUGGCCAGAUGUGUCAAGCACAUGGUACUGAGCACGGCGUAUUUAGCCCUGUCCAUAGUGAUCAUAACGACAGAUUUUGUCAUCUUUAAUUUCACCUCAAGGGUGCUGCAAUUGACAGUUGACAUUCCACCCAUACCUGUCGAAAUGGGAUUCAUAUACAAAGUAGAUGUGGAGACCAUAAUAGAUCGAAUUUUGAACAAAAGGCUCGUCCCAAUUCAACUGCGAAAGGAAGCAAAUUUUCCUUGGAAUGUCACCCUUGUAUCAGAUAGAUGCAUAUUUCAUCCAUCUCACCCAAAUGUCCAGAUCAUUUAUGUCAUCUGUCUGCUUUAUUAUAUUGCCUAUAUUACAGUGUUUUUGGAAACCUAUGCAUUGCGUGCACGAAGAAAGAUUUCUGCAAGCUUCUUUGAGCAACGGGAAGAUGAAAGGAUCAAAUAUCUCCAUCAAAAGUUGGUAAAAGAUUCAGAACAUCAAUUCAGUGACAACAUAGUUGUUUUCACUGUGUCAGAACAAUGUCACGUAAGCUUUAAAGGACAAAGUAAAAUGUGAUUGUAUCCUAUUGGCCUGUCAUUUUUAGUUACAUAAGAAAGAAUUGAAUUGCACCUCAGAUCCCAAAGUACUGUACAUGCAACAUUUCUGUACUAACACAGGAAAAGCAGUAUCCACUUUGCGCUCAAUGUGCUUUCAAAAACAAUAAUGCUAUCAUGUUCAGCUAGAAUAGUAGAAUAGAAUAGAAUAGUUUCUUUAUUGUCAUUGUAACAUGAACCAUGUACAACGAAAUUUAAAAAUGUCAGCCAGUCAGUGCACCAUUCAACCAUUUCUAAAAGCUAAAGAUACAUACAAGAUAAAAUAUUAAAAGAUAAACAACUAAAAUAAAUAUCAUGAAAAUAGCACGCAUAAACACCCAACCCUCCAUCCUUCUGUCAAUUUCACAGUGUACCACAGUUCCUUAGUAUGUAUCGCCCUUGCGUUCCUUGGCGGCUACAUUUAGUGCUUUUAUAGCAGUGGGGUAAAAACUGUUUUUUAGUCUGUUCGUCCUUGUCCUUGUAGAUCUGUACCGUCUGCCUGACGGCAACAGUUAAAACAGGGAGUGUCCGGGGUGGGAAAUGUCCUUUAUAAUACUCUGGGAUUUUUUGAUGCAGCGGGAACUGUGUAAGUCCUCCAAGGUAAGGAGAGGGCAGCCGACAAUCCUCUGGGCGCUGUCAAUGGCCCUCUGGAGCGCUUUCCUCUGAGCCGCUGUGCAGCUGGUGUACCACACGCAUACACAGUAUGUUAGUAUGCUCUCAAUGGAGCACCGAUUAAAGGACUAGUCUUUUUAAGUGAUUUUAAUUGAGCGAAAAUAGAGACGAAAUUGCAGGAACCCUGGCUGGCACAUAUGAAUCAUCAUUAGACAUGGGCUAGUUUUAUUUUAGUUUUAGAGAUACAGCAUGGAAACAGGCCCACCAAGACCAUUGAUCAACCGUUCACACUAGUUCUCUGUCAUUCCACUUUUGCUUCCACUCCCUGCACACCAAUUUGCAGAGGCCACUUAACCGACCAAACCACACACUAUAUAUGUGUGAAUGUGUGUUUGUGUGAGAGGCAAGAUAGAGAUAAUAGACGUCAAAGUUCCCUCAUGUAUCAGAAGCUCUAUCAUCUUUGACCACAACUGUUUGCGGGACAGCCACUGCAGUGACUCCUCCAGACCACUGGGAGUCUCGCGGCUGCAAAAGGCAAAUUCAGUUAAAUGGACAGAUUAGCGUGAAGGUUUUGCAAACUCCAAGGUGUCCUGAACCCAAUCUGCAGUAUUGUCAUCUUCACAUCAAAAUAGACAUUAGACCAAAAUGGUCAAGUUCCCAGAUUAAAAAGCAGCAUCAGUUCAAAUACAAUGAUAGCAUUGUAGAAUUUGCAUUCAAUUUUAACAAAAGAAAUCUGAAAAUAAAAAGCGGAGAGGAGAAAAGGCGACCAUAAAAUUGUGGGAUUGAUGUUAAAGUCUAGUUGGUCAGAAAAAGUAUAUGCUUCAGAGAAGGAAAAUAUUGUUCUUUGGUCCGCAGUUGCUGCUUGAACAAGUGUGAUAAUGCGAUAAACGGCUAUAUUAUUUUGUAAGAGCCAUUUAAAACUAAAUGCAGUUCUGUAAUCUGCUAUAAUCUACUGAGUUUGUAUUUGCUUUGUUUAAUUUUGCUUUACAAUAAACCUGAUAUAAUGUUUUAAUCUGGAAUACAGCACCUGUCAAUUAAAAGUCUUGGAUCAAUUAAGUAACACAUCAUUCCAAGUGCAUAAUAUCAUCAGCAAAAUGAUUAAUCUCUCACUCUGUAGUGUGCCAGUCUAAACUAAUUUUUGAAGAUCAUAUUUACUUCAUAAAGCACGUAGUUUGACCUGUGAAAAGAGCCACUGAACCAGGUGAAAAAUGAAAUAAACUACAGUUCAAUGUGGAUAAAUGUGAGGUUAUCCACUUUGGUGGCAAAAACAGGAAGGCAGAUUAUUAUAUGAAUGGUGUCAAGUUGGGAAAAGGGGAAGUGCAACAAAAUCUGGGGGUCCUUGUGCAUCAGUCACUGAAAGUAAGCCUGCAGGUACAGCAGGCAGUGAAGAACGCGAAUGGCAUGUUGGCCUUCAUAUCAAGGAGUUGAGAAUAGGAGCAAAGAGGUCCUUCUGCAGUUGUUCAGGGCCCUACUGAGACCACACCUGGAGUAUUAUGUGCAGUUUUGGUCUCC
This is a messenger RNA of Leucoraja erinaceus (little skate), 3792 nucleotides long. RefSeq names its product osteoclast stimulatory transmembrane protein (gene ocstamp). Gene Ontology annotation, cellular component: membrane. The record is from RefSeq and is a predicted model, not a curated record. The transcript has 3 exons. Lineage: Eukaryota; Metazoa; Chordata; Chondrichthyes; Rajiformes; Rajidae. The coding region runs from base 167 to 1651 and encodes 494 amino acids.